This is a messenger RNA of Vespa mandarinia (Asian giant hornet), 679 nucleotides long. RefSeq names its product BLOC-1 related complex subunit 7 (gene BORCS7). Lineage: Eukaryota; Metazoa; Arthropoda; Insecta; Hymenoptera; Vespidae. The record is from RefSeq and is a predicted model, not a curated record. Gene Ontology annotation, cellular component: BORC complex.
UUAUAAUAUUCGUAUAUAUUUAUGUGUCAUACAUACAAUAAAAAUUAUAUUUAUAAUAUAUAAAUUAAAAGAUCAAAAUUUUGUUCGAAUAUAUUUCUACUUUGGAUAACUUUUACGAAUUAUGGAAUAAUAUUGCCAUAAGAAAUUGUAUAAUUCCGUUUUAUGUAAAUAGAAUUAACACAAUUGAAUAUCAUUAAUAUCAAAAUUUAUCCCAGAAUUAAUGAAAAACAAUACGGAAUGGCUUCAGCAUCGAGUACAAGUGCACGCAGUUUAUUUGUUGAUUCAAAAAUGCGAUUAGCAGAUAGAGUUCAAGUUAAUGUCAAUAAUAUUGCGUCGCUUGCAAGACAGAUCCAAAGGGGUUCAAAAAGUAGUGAAAUUCUAAUGCAUGCUGCAAAAAAUUUUGCGCAACAAGAACAUGGAUUAGAGAUGGCAGAAACAAACUUGAAAAAACUUGCACUUAUUGUAACCCAUUUGGAAUAUCAAAUGGAGUCAAUAGAUAGAAGUUCUGUGUUACUGGAAGAAGUUACUGAACAAGUUCGAGCAAUGCAACGUUAAAAAUUUGUCACAUUGAUAAUUUUAAAUUUAAUAAUACUGUAAAAUUUCUUUAAUAAUUUAUUUUUUAACAUUUUAAUGUCAAAGUAUUUAUAUGUUUAUUUAAAAUAAUUUAUAUACCGACACA